This is a messenger RNA of Oncorhynchus gorbuscha (pink salmon), 1903 nucleotides long. Its product is annotated as 5-azacytidine-induced protein 2-like. The record is from RefSeq and is a predicted model, not a curated record. Gene Ontology annotation, cellular component: cytoplasm. The transcript has 8 exons. Gene Ontology annotation, biological process: canonical NF-kappaB signal transduction. Bases 188 to 1384 code for a protein of 398 amino acids. NCBI's taxonomy places the organism in Eukaryota, Metazoa, Chordata, Actinopteri, Salmoniformes, Salmonidae.
CGUUUCCUGGUUCAUGUUUAAUCACAAAUGUAUUUUAUAUCGAAAACAUAUCAAAUAACGAUUUACAACAGAGAUAUCUAUUUUUUUUUUGGCAUCACAGUCGUCCCGUAAAUUGGUACUAAAACCAUGCUCGGUAGAUACACAACGUGAUAUCGUCGAAAACAACAUCGACAAAGCUAGGCCUGGCAUGGAGCUUGGCAUGGAGGCAGUGGAGGACGAUAUCUGCAUUCUGAAGCAUGAGACGGCGUACGGUGGAGCAGGGGAGAGCCCCGUGUCCGUGUGUGCCGGGGAUGAGUCCGUAGCCUCCCACUUUGCCUUGGUCACAGCAUACGAGGACAUCAAGAAGAGGCUGAGAGACACGGAGAGAGAGAACACACUGCUGAGGAAGAGAGUCAAACAACUGGAAGAUAAGCUGUUCAGGCCUGACAGUCCUCCUUCCCCUAGGUCCAGAAGGACUAGGUCCAGCCCAGUACAGUCCAACAAGGCCUUCAGUGCCUACCGUGGCAUCUACAUGGAGAAGGAGGACCUGCAGCUGGAGCUCAAUAAACUGAGGGAGAAGAGUGAGUCUGAGAGGCUCCUGAAUGAGCAGCUGCAGGCCAAAGAGAUGGAGCUGCUGCAGUUAAAGACUGAGAUGGAGACCAGUCAAGUGAUGAAGUCUCUAACCAGUACUCAGGACUACUGGCAGGUGGACAGGAUCAACAGUGACCUGAAGAUGCAUACGCUGCAGGAGGAGUUGGAGAGGAUGACUCUGGAGAAGAACCGACUGCAGGGACACUGUGGGGAUUCUUCUGGAACUGACUGUGACCAGAAUCACGUGGAGUCCAACCCCAGCGAUAAGGCAGUUCUACAGUCCUAUGAGGCCCUGGCCACUGAGAUCUCCUCUCUACACUCAGUGUUGAAACAACAGUCUGACCUGGUGAAGAAGCUAGCAGCUAACAGACGAGCUGCACCAACUGUCCCUGUUCAGUGCCUGGACGAUGUGGAGAAGAACCUGAACCAUCAAACAGGCCGCAUGACCGUGCCCCGAGCCCCUAGUGCCCCCCCUGUCCCCUCCAGCUCUGGCCGGCCCUGCCUUCCCCCCGUGGCCCCCCCGGCUCUGGAGGGUCUCAGGGAGGACUACUGGCCAAACGGUCCCUGGUCCAGCCACUACCCUGGAGCCUUGGGUCUGGACAGUACGAGCCCUGUCCUCCUGCCUCCUCCUCCUCUCAACCAGGCCUCUCUAGAUGACUCCUCCUGGUCCUUCCCCUCCCCGCCCAAACCCAGCGACGCCCUCUUCUGGGAGGGCCAGAGGCAGGGUCUGAGCCAGGGCAGCCCCAUCCACUCCUCCAGGGGUAGUACCCCCAUGAGCCCUAAUGGAGACUGGGCCAAGCCCCCACCCUACUGAGGUGGAGAACCCCCUGGCUCUAAGCCUGCCCUGCCGUGCAACACCCAACCUGCCUUAAGAUGAGGAGACACCUCCUAUGGACUCUCCAGCCUGGGGAACUUGCUCCGAGCCCCUAGUGCCCCCCCCUGUCCCCUCCAGCUCUGGCCGGCCCUGCAUCCCCCCCCCCCCCUUAAGAUGAGGAGACUCCUGGGGAACUUGCUCCAGAAUGAUUCAACUAGCCACAGAGCAAACCACAGGAGAAGCUUCUGAUGGGCUGACCCUCUGACCCGGCCCAGACACACGGACGACUCCCCUCCCUGGGAAUCAGGUGGCAGAGAAAGGAAGGGUUUCAUCCAGCCAAGAGAGAAAGAUGACAGCCAGAUGAUGACUGUGUUUAUGUGUGUGUAUCCCCAUACUGGUAUUUACUAGAGCUCAAAGCUGUUGUGAACUAAUCCACAGUCUGACUGCUUUUCCAUUUUAAGCCCCUCCCUCCUAAUGUGACUUAUUUACAUGUUAUGUAUUAUAAAGGUAUAUAGUCAA